Annulohypoxylon maeteangense is the source of this 1197-nucleotide messenger RNA. RefSeq lists its product as uncharacterized. The record is from RefSeq and is a predicted model, not a curated record. NCBI's taxonomy places the organism in Eukaryota, Fungi, Ascomycota, Sordariomycetes, Xylariales, Hypoxylaceae. The coding region runs from base 135 to 944 and encodes 269 amino acids. The transcript has a single exon.
CAGAUUUCCACCCUCUCUUCGCAAAAUAGACUACCUAGAAAAUUGCCAUUGCGGGCAGUUUUACGCAUCCUGUCCCCGGAGCUGGGAUGCCACAGAAGCUUUAAUUAAGCCAAUAUCCCCCGACAGACAGCAUCAUGCCAUACAUUGAGUCGUUCUCCAAAAGGGAGACAGCUCAUUUGGACGGCAGUGUCAAUCAGGGGAAUGCUAGUAGCUAUCCCGAGUUUAUUGAAGAUGGAGGGGUAUCAUGCUACAAUUCUCAGAAUUUACAGGAACCCCCACACCUCUCCGGGUCGUCCCUAGCUCAGGACCAUGAAUCACUUGGGACAACAUCAACAUCGGCAACUGUUUAUAACAAUAACUCAGGCAGUACCUAUUGGUACGAAGGAGGAGGAUUAUAUUUUGCUGAAGAUCCCUUGGUUCUGGAAUCCGAUCAAACCGUUGAUAAUUCCGUGUUUGGAGACAUACACAAUUGGUUGAAUGACUUUAGGCAGCUGACCAAUGAUUCAACCAGCACGGCGGGUACCCGUAUGGAGGAGAAUCAAAGCGGCUAUUCGUAUCCACCGAGCCCAGUUCAAUCGCAAUCAGUUAAGGAACCUUCCUUUCCGCUACCCACUGAUGGCCCCAAGCGUUUGAGGCGUGUAAAAUGCGAACAAUGUGGAAAAUUAUUCGCCAAAACCAAUGAUUUGAAGCGACACUACGAGUGCGUUCACUCAACUGAUGGCCCGAAGUACCGGUGCAUUUGUGGGCAUGCUCAACCCCGCAAAGAUAACCAUAAGCGGCAUGCAUGUUCCUGUGAGAACGCUAUGAAACAUCAGUCCUACAGCUGCAAAUGCAAUACAGAGCAUGUUGACAAACAGGCUCACCUGGACCAUGUUAAACAGUGUAGCGCAACAUUUUAUGGCUGCGCGGGUCGUCCAAGGCUAAACAGUGCUAUAGCACAAUAACCCGAAUAGGAAUCCAUCCUCUCAUUCUAGAGGAACUAGUAGGAUAAAGAUCCAACAUCAACGGUGGAGCCCAGCAGGUCUAUAUUGACAGGCCCUUUUCGAACACCUAAAGAUCCUUAUGGGCAACGGACCACUCAUACCCCGGCCAUUCAGUCACUACCUAAUUUAGUACCUCAACACAAGUCUCUCGUUCAAAUAACUAAUCCAUUAUUGCCUACCUAGUACGCAAAUAGAUAAGAAUAGAAAAUAUACG